AUGUCCCUGGCAUCUCCCGAUGAUUCACCCUUCCGCAGGGGUCAGAGGCCGGAACUGUCGAGUCCACUUCGGGACCUGCCAACCGAUCUCAUUCUCGAAACUUACAAAGCCUUUGAUCAUAUCUCUCAGAUCGUCGCGCUGAACAGCACGUCGCGCGUGUUCUAUGAAAUCACGCGAGUUGAUCCUGGCCCUUUCUCCGACGCAGUCCUUCCUCGCUCCAUCGCUUGUCACGACACUGUGGUAUGA
Letharia columbiana is the source of this 246-nucleotide messenger RNA. RefSeq lists its product as uncharacterized. The coding region runs from base 1 to 246 and encodes 81 amino acids. The transcript has 2 exons. The record is from RefSeq and is a predicted model, not a curated record. Lineage: Eukaryota; Fungi; Ascomycota; Lecanoromycetes; Lecanorales; Parmeliaceae.